GCGUGCCCAGCCCCGAGCGCGUUCCCGCACUCCCGCGCCGCUGGCUGCGAGCGCUCAGAUCCUGGCCGCCGCCGCAGCCCUUUCAGGCAGGGGACAGCGUCCGGCCCUAAGCCCCGCGCCUGGCCCGGGCUCGGUUCCCGCGCCCAACCGUGUCUAGCCCCGCAAUCGCCUAUUCUCUCUCUCUCUCUCUCUCUCUCUCUCUCUCUCCCUCUCUUCUCUCUCUCUCUCUCUCUCUCUCUCUCUCUCUCAUCACAUGUCCACCUAGACCCUGGCCAGUCAUCGGCGUCCCCUGCCUCAGUGUCCCCACCCUCCGCACCCUAAGUUGCACCCCAGCGUCCAGCGAGGGGUCGCGGACCAGGCUGGAGAUGCGAAUCCUGCAGCGCUUCCUCGUGUGCAUCCAGCUACUGUGCGUGUGUCGCCUGGAUUGGGCUUAUGGAUACUACAGACAACAGAGAAAACUUGUUGAAGAGAUUGGCUGGUCCUAUACAGGAGCACUAAAUCAAAAAAACUGGGGAAAGAAAUAUCCAACAUGUAAUAGCCCAAAGCAGUCUCCUAUUAAUAUUGAUGAAGAUCUUACACAAGUCAAUGUGAAUCUUAAGAAACUGAAAUUUCAGGGGUGGGAAAAAGCAUCCUUGGAAAACACGUUCAUUCACAACACUGGGAAAACAGUGGAAAUAAAUCUCACUAAUGACUACUAUCUCAGUGGAGGACUUUCAGAAAAGGUAUUCAAGGCAAGCAAAAUAACUUUUCACUGGGGAAAAUGCAAUGUGUCGUCGGAAGGGUCAGAGCACAGUUUGGAAGGGCAGAAGUUUCCUCUUGAGAUGCAAGUCUACUGCUUUGAUGCGGAUCGAUUUUCAAGUUUUGAGGAAGCAGUUAAAGGAAAGGGGAGGCUGAGGGCUUUAUCUGUUUUAUUUGAGGUUGGAAUGGAAGAAAAUUUGGAUUUCAAAGCCAUUAUUGAUGGAAUUGAAGGUGUUAGUCGUUUUGGGAAGCAGGCUGCCUUAGAUCCGUUCAUCCUGCAGAACCUUCUGCCAAACUCCACUGACAAGUAUUACAUUUACAACGGCUCACUGACAUCUCCUCCCUGCACAGACACCGUGGAAUGGAUUGUUUUUAAGGAUACAGUUAGCAUUUCCGAAAGCCAGCUGGCUGUAUUUUGUGAAGUUCUCACAAUGCAACAGUCUGGCUAUGUCAUGUUGAUGGAUUACUUACAAAACAAUUUCCGAGAACAACAGUACAAGUUUUCCAGGCAGGUGUUUUCCUCCUACACGGGCAAAGAAGAGAUUCACGAAGCAGUGUGCAGCUCAGAACCAGAAAAUGUGCAGGCUGACCCUGAAAACUACACCAGCCUUCUGGUCACGUGGGAAAGACCUCGAGUUGUUUAUGACACCAUGAUUGAGAAGUUUGCUGUUCUGUACCAGCCGCUGGAGGGCAACGACCAAACCAAGCAUGAGUUUUUAACAGAUGGCUAUCAGGACUUGGGUGCUAUUCUCAAUAACUUACUACCUAACAUGAGUUACGUUCUCCAAAUAGUGGCCAUAUGCACUAAUGGCUUAUAUGGGAAGUACAGUGACCAGCUGAUAGUUGACAUGCCUACUGAGGACACUGAGCUUGAUCUAUUUCCUGAGCUAAUUGGAUCUGAAGAAAUCAUCAAGGAGGAAGAAUAUGGAAAAGAUAAUGAAGAAAACACUGGCUUGAAUCCCAGUAGAGACAGUGCCACAAAUCAAAUAAGGAAAAAAGAACCCCAGGUUACUACCACAACUCACUACAAUCACAUAGGGACUAAAUAUAACGAAGCGAAGACUAACAGAUCUCCAACAAGAGGAAGUGAAUUCUCUGCAAAGAGUGAUGUUCUCCACACAUCUCUGAAUUCAACUUCCCAACAAGUUGCUGAAUCAGAUACAGAAGAAGAAAUGUCCUUGCCUUCUCAGACUGGAACUAAGCUGCCACAGCAAGGUGUGGAAAGUACUUCAGCCUCCUUAAAUGAUGGAUCUAAAACUCUCUUUGUCUUCCCGCAGAUGAACUUGUCUGGGACUGCAGAAUCUCUAAACAUGGUUUCCAUAACAGAGUACCAAGAGUUGUCCACUGACAUUGGCGAGGAAGAAAACUUAUUGACCGAUUUCAGGCUUGAUAGGGGAGACGAUUCUUCAGGCUCCAUAUCCCAUGGAUAUAUAUCUUCUUCAGAAAUGCCUGAUGCAAUCAUCUACAACGUUCUAAAGCCAGGAUCUACAAGAAGUGCUCCAGAGGAUUCAGCUGCGUCAGGCUCAGAAGAGUCACUGAAGGGUCCCUCUCCUGACGAGAGUGUGUGGUUUCCUGGUUCCGCAGAUCUAACCACUCAGCCUGAGACUGGAUCUGGCAGAGGGAGCUUCCUCCAGGUUAACUCCACAGACCUACGUGUUGAUGAAUCUGGGGAGACAACUGAGUCGUUUUCUCCGGGUGCCACGGUGUCACAGGGCCCUUCAGUCACAGAUACGGAAAUGCCACAUUAUUCUACCUUUGCCUACCUCCCAACCGAAGUCACACCGCAUGCUUUCACGCCGUCCUCCAGACCACUUGAUUUGGCUCCCACUCUCAACGUACUCCACUCACAGACAACUCAACCCGUAUACAAUGGUGAGACACCUCUUCAACCUUCCUACAGUAGUGAAGUCUUUCCUCUAGUCACCCCUUUGUUGCUUGACAAUCAGACCCUCAGCACUACCCCCGCUGCUUCGAGUAGUGAUUCGGCCUUGCAUGCUACGCCUGUAUUUCCCAGUGUUGGUGUAUCGUUUGAAUCCACCCUGUCUUCCUAUGGCGGUGCAUCUUUGCCCCCAUUUUCCUCUGCUUCCUUCAGUAGUGAACUGUUUCGCCACCUGCAUACGGUUUCUCACACCCUUCCACAAGUUCCUUCAGCUGCUGAGAGGGACACGCUGUCUUUGCAUGCUUCUCUGCUGGUGGCUGGGGGUGAUGUGUUGCUAGAGCCCAGCCUUGGUCAGUACUCUGCUGUGGUGUCGCAUCAGGCCACCGCUCACGCUGCUGCUUCAGAGACGCUGGAAUUUGGUAGUGCAUCCGCUGUCCUUUAUAAAGCAUCUAUGGUUUCUCAAAUCGAGUCAACCAGCAGCGAUGUCUUUAUGCAUGCUUAUUCUUCAGGGCCUGAAGCUUCCCAUGCCUUUGAGGGCUCCCGCCACGUGCUCACUGUUUCUUCCAGUUCUGCAAUACCCGCGUAUGAGUCUGUCGGUGUAGCCGAUCAGGGGCCCUUACGUAUCAGUCCUAGCCAUACCCUAAUGCCUGGGUCCUCACUUGUUACUCCAACUGCAUCACUACUGCAGUCUCCUACUGCCCUCUCUGGUGAUGAGGAGUGGUCUGGAGCAUCCUCCGAUAGUGAAUUGCUUUUACCUGACACAGAUGGGCUGAGAACUCUUAACAUUUCUUCACCUGUUUCUGUAGCUGAAUUUACAUACACAACAUCUGUGUUUGGUGAUAAUGUUAAGCCGCUGUCUAGAAGUGAAGUGAUGUAUGGGAAUGAGACUGAACUGAAAGUGUCUUCUGUCAGUGAGAUGGGGUACCAUUCUGAAAGCACAAGCAUGCCAAAGAUGUCUGCUGUUGUAGAUAAGUGGGAUACAGCUUUCCAAGAAACCUCCGUUCCUACUUCUAGUAUAAAUGGCAUGUUGCCAGAGUCUCUUGCUUAUCCCCUCACUAAGGUUUUUGAUCAGGAGAUUAGUCACGUUCCAGAAAAUCACUUCCCAGUUCACCCUGCACACACUACAUCUCAAGCACUUGGUGAUACUUGGCUUAAACCCACGCUUAGCGCAAACACAGAGCCAGCCUUCUCUGACCCUGCUCCCAGUGAAGUAUUACAUCCUUCAACACAGCCCUCGCUCUCUGAGGCCGCGUCUCCUUUUAAUACUGAAGCGUUGCUGCAACCUUCCUUUCAGGCUUCUGAUGUUGACACCUUGCUUAAAACUGCUCUUCCAUCUGUGCCUAGUGCUCCAGCGUUGGCUGAAACCGCCAAGGUUGAACAAAGCAGCUCUUCCAUGGGGCAUCCCAUGGCAUCAGAGUCUGCUUGGAGCGGAAGCACGCUGCACUUUGCCUCUGCACCCGUCCUUGACUUGUCACCUUCUAAUACGCACUCCACUUCACUUCGAGGUUUAACAGUUCCCUACACACGUGAGAAAUACUCUGAACAAGGUUUGCGUAAGAGCACAAGUCCCCAGCAAGUGCUGUCGUCUUUGUACAGUAACGAUGAGCUGUUCCAUACUGCACAUCCGGACAGUAGCCAGGCCUUUCCUCCGCAGGAGGGGCGUGCAUUUGCUACUCCUGUUAUUUCGAUUGAUGGGCCACAAAAUACACUUCUAAACAGGCUUGUGUAUUCUGAGGAAGUUUCCAUGCUUACUGAAACUUCUAGUACUGAUAAGGUACUUGCUGGCCUACCAACGCUUGUUUCUGAUGUCCUUGUGGCUACUGACCAUUCUGUUCCAUUAGGAAGUGGGUCCAUUUCCAUUUCAGCUGUUUCCCCCAGCAGAGAUGUCGCUGUGACCACAGCCAAGUUGCAUCUUCCUUCUAAAUCCACUUCUAAACUGACUCAUAGUGCCAGCUCUGAUGCUGAUUUAGUGGGAGGUGAAGACGGCAAUGACUAUGAUGAUUAUGAUGGCAUAGAUAGUGAUCGCUUUCCCAUAAAUAAGUGUAUGUCAUGCUCACCCUAUAGAGAAUCACAAGAAAGGGUAAUGAACGACACAGACAUCCAGGAAAAUAGUCCUGUGGGUCAGAGUGACCCAAUUUCCCAUUUGCUAUUUGAGACUCCUGAAGAAGAAAAUGGAGGUGCAGGGGUAACUAGUGUGGACAAAAGUCCUGAUAAAUCACCACCAACAAGUAUGCUCCCCCAGAAGAACAAGGAGGGGAAAGAGGACAGUAACAUUCCGAUGGGCAGUGCUGUCCCUCCUCUCACCCCAGAAUCUAAAGCCUGGAGAGUUUUGACAAGCGAUGAAGAGAGUGGGUCAGGGCAAGGCACCUCAGAUAGCCUCAGUGAUAACGAGACUCCCGCAGAUUUCAGUUUUCCAGAUGUUAACGAAAAGGAUGCUGAUGGUGUCCUGGAAACAGACGACACAGGCAUAGCUCCUGGAUCUCCACGGUCCUCCACACCAUCUGUUAAUAGUGGGCACUCAGAAGUAUCCAACAGUUCAGAGGCAGAGGCCAGUAAUAGUAGCCAUGAGUCUCGUAUUGGUCUAGCUGAGGGGUUGGAAUCUGAGAAGAAGGCCGUUAUCCCCCUUGUGAUCGUGUCAGCACUGACUUUUAUCUGUCUAGUGGUUCUUGUUGGUAUUCUCAUCUACUGGAGAAAAUGCUUCCAGACUGCACACUUUUAUUUAGAAGACAAUACAUCCCCUCGAGUAAUAUCUUCACCACCAACACCCAUCUUUCCAAUUUCAGAUGAUAUUGGAGCUAUUCCAAUAAAACACUUUCCAAAACAUGUUGCAGACUUACAUGCAAGUAAUGGGUUCACUGAGGAAUUUGAGACACUGAAAGAGUUUUACCAGGAAGUGCAGAGCUGUACUGUUGACUUAGGUAUUACAGCAGACAGCUCCAAUCACCCAGACAACAAGCACAAGAACAGAUACGUCAAUAUUGUAGCCUAUGAUCAUAGCAGGGUUAAGCUUGCACAACUUGCUGAAAAAGAUGGAAAGCUGACUGACUACAUCAAUGCCAAUUAUGUUGAUGGCUACAACCGGCCAAAGGCCUACAUUGCUGCCCAGGGUCCACUGAAGUCCACAGCAGAAGAUUUCUGGAGAAUGAUAUGGGAGCAUAAUGUGGAAGUCAUCGUUAUGAUAACAAACCUUGUGGAGAAAGGAAGAAGAAAAUGUGACCAGUACUGGCCUACUGAUGGUAGUGAAGAAUAUGGAAGCUUCCUAGUCAACCAGAAGAAUGUUCAGGUGCUUGCUUACUAUACUGUGAGGAAUUUCACCCUAAGAAACACAAAGAUAAAAAAGGGCUCCCAGAAAGGAAGAUCCAGUGGGCGCCUAGUCACGCAGUACCAUUACACUCAGUGGCCUGACAUGGGCGUUCCGGAGUACUCCUUGCCAGUGCUGACCUUUGUGAGAAAGGCUGCCCAGGCCAAGCGCCACGCGGUGGGGCCCGUUGUUGUCCACUGCAGUGCUGGCGUCGGGAGAACGGGCACAUAUAUUGUUCUGGACAGUAUGCUGCAACAGAUUCAACAUGAAGGAACUGUCAACAUAUUUGGCUUCUUAAAACACAUUCGUUCACAAAGAAAUUAUUUGGUGCAAACGGAGGAGCAGUAUGUCUUCAUUCAUGACACACUGGUUGAGGCCAUACUCAGCAAAGAAACAGAGGUGCCGGACAGCCACAUUCAUUCCUAUGUUAAUACACUCCUCAUACCUGGACCAACAGGGAAGACAAAAUUAGAAAAACAGUUCCAGCUUCUGAGCCAGUCCAAUAUUCUUCAGAGCGAUUACUCGGCAGCCCUGAAACAGUGCAACAGGGAGAAGAACAGAGCAUCGUCCAUCAUCCCUGUGGAGAGAUCGAGGGUGGGCAUUUCGUCGCUGAGUGGGGAAGGCACAGACUACAUCAAUGCAUCCUAUAUCAUGGGUUAUUACCAGAGCAAUGAAUUUAUCAUCACCCAGCAUCCCCUUCUGCACACCAUUAAGGACUUCUGGAGGAUGAUAUGGGAUCAUAAUGCCCAGCUGGUGGUGAUGAUUCCAGAUGGUCAAAACAUGGCAGAAGAUGAAUUUGUUUACUGGCCAAAUAAAGACGAGCCCAUCAACUGUGAAAGCUUCAAAGUCACUCUUAUGUCUGAAGAACACAAAUGUCUGUCGAAUGAGGAAAAACUGAUAGUUCAAGACUUCAUCUUAGAAGCGACACAGGAUGAUUAUGUUCUGGAAGUAAGGCAUUUUCAGUGCCCCAAAUGGCCAAACCCGGAUGGUCCCAUUAGUAAAACAUUUGAGCUUAUAAGUAUUAUCAAAGACGAAGCUGCUAACAGGGAUGGACCCAUGAUUGUUCACGAUGAGCAUGGAGGAGUAACAGCAGGAACUUUCUGUGCUCUGACAACACUUAUGCACCAACUAGAAAAAGAAAAUUCCAUGGAUGUUUAUCAAGUAGCCAAGAUGAUCAAUUUAAUGAGGCCGGGAGUCUUCACUGAUAUUGAACAGUAUCAGUUUCUCUACAAAGUGGUCCUCAGCCUCGUCAGCACAAGGCAGGAAGAGAAUCCAUCUGCCUCUCUGGACAGUAAUGGUGCAGCUUUGCCUGAUGGAAAUAUAGCUGAAAGCCUGGAGUCUUUAGUUUAACACCGAAAGGGGACAGGACAACCCAGUCUAAGCAUUGUUCUCAUCUUUCUAAAGUUAGAAAACCUGAGUCAGUUCUGUUGUCUGUUUACUUCCCGUGACGUGAUGGUAACUCAUUCUGCUGCCAAAUUGACACCAUUAACAAUGUGUGCCUUUUUGAAAGACUUCUUGUAAUUCACUUAUUAUGUUGAAACUAAAACGAUUGAAUUUUACAGGGUUUCUAAGAAUUGAAUUAUGGUAUUUUUUUUCCAUAUUGAUUUUAACAGAAAAAUUUCAAUUUAUAGAUGAUAGGAAUCAUCAUCCUUGGAAAACAUUUGUUUCUAAGUGUCAAAUUUUUAGCUGUAUUUGUAGCAGUCAUCAGGUUUGCGAGAAAUGUAACUUUUAAUAUAGUAGAUUGUAAGUCAACCACUUCAUCCCCGAUGUCACCCAACAUUUUACAACUGCAGAAUUCACCUGAAGGAGUGAUCUAAUAACUUAUGUAAAUACUGCUGUGAUGUCUUCAUGGACCAAAUUUAUAUUUAUAAUUGUAGAUUUUUAUAUUUUACUACUGUGUGAGUUUUCUAGUGGUGUACUUGAGGUUAAUGAUGUAGUUUAUUCUCUGGUCUUACUUACUCCACGUGUCUUCUGAAGUUGUACUGUGCUAGCCAAGGCACUAACCUUGUUUCUGCAUGUCAUUUUAACUCUUGUGGGAAAUAGAAAACCACUUGUUUUAAAAGAUGUUUUUAUGGGAAUAACACCUUACCAAAUGUUCCUUGAAUGGUUUUUAUCCAGGAAGUUGCAAAAAUAAAUAUAUUGCCAU
This is a messenger RNA of Microtus oregoni (creeping vole), 8064 nucleotides long. It is a transcript of the gene Ptprz1, whose product is annotated as protein tyrosine phosphatase receptor type Z1. The transcript is spliced from 30 exons. The coding region runs from base 366 to 7268 and encodes 2300 amino acids. The record is from RefSeq and is a predicted model, not a curated record. Gene Ontology annotation, biological process: peptidyl-tyrosine dephosphorylation. Gene Ontology annotation, molecular function: protein tyrosine phosphatase activity; protein binding. NCBI's taxonomy places the organism in Eukaryota, Metazoa, Chordata, Mammalia, Rodentia, Cricetidae.